AAUGAUGAUGCGACUUGUCAUUUCGAUCUUCUUUUUGUAUUGCUUAAAGGAAUCCCACAGCGCUAAUAUAGAUGAACCGUGCAGUAAAAACGCAGACUGUGAAAAGGAAAACUCAGCUUGUUAUUCAGAAAAAUGUAAAUGUGUAUUUCCAAAUUUCUAUGACAGUAAUGAUGGAAAUUGCGCUGGAACAGCAACCUUCUGUUCAAACAAUCGCGAGUGCGCCUAUGGAACGUGUGACAACGGCGUGUGUCUAUGUGACGAUGGUUACUCACGAGAAUCAAACUGCCGACUCCGCGUCGAGAGACCGUGCAGUGGUGGGAUGUCAAUAAAAACUGGAGUGACUUCCCUUGUCUUCCUCCUCGGGUCCCUGUGGAUGCUCCUAAAAUGAACGAACUCUUUAUUCUGUGAACUUUCUAUAUAUAUUAGAAUGAUAUUUCUUCAAAUUUUUUUAUUUUAUAUCUUAUGCAUUUGAAGUCGCUGGCUUCAAUCAAACUUUAUCAGGAAAAAAGAUACUGAUUUUCUGUUCAUAUCUUUAUGUGAAUUGAAUAUAUAUGUAUUAAGAUGACAGCUAAAGAUUUUUUCCACGAUUCCUCAAUAAUUUUCAUAAAAUGAUAUUUACUAUGAAAUUUAUAUACUAGUCGAUUGACAAGAGGAAUGGCGAAAGGAAAAUCCAGAACAUUAUGGAAAAUCUAUUUAAUUAAUUUACAACCAAAACUAUUUUACAAUUUCAUUCUUCUUUUAGUUUUGUUUGUUUGCUUGCUUCAGUUUUAAUUUAGAUUAGUAUGUGCCCAUAAGCACGACAAUACUUCUCAGCGAGUAAAAGACUAUUAUUGAAUACU
Molecule: messenger RNA, 839 nt
Organism: Saccostrea cuccullata (small rock oyster)
Lineage: Eukaryota; Metazoa; Mollusca; Bivalvia; Ostreida; Ostreidae
Exons: 4
Coding region: 2-388 (128 amino acids)
Source: RefSeq, a predicted model, not a curated record